Pseudonaja textilis is the source of this 507-nucleotide messenger RNA. The record is from RefSeq and is a predicted model, not a curated record. NCBI's taxonomy places the organism in Eukaryota, Metazoa, Chordata, Lepidosauria, Squamata, Elapidae.
GAUAUUCUAGUACUUGGUAAUUCUGCAUCCACUUCCUUGUCAGGCAGUCGAGCUACAAAUGACCUGGCUGCUUUGGGUAUCCGUGAUGAUAGAAAUAUGGGUCAUUUCUGUUUUGUGCUUUUUUUUUUUAAUCAGAUCCGAGUGGAUGAAGUUAACAAACUGGUAUAUUUUGAAGGUACAAAGGAUUCUCCCUUGGAACACCACUUGUACGUCGUUAGCUACGAGAACCCUGGAGAAAUUCAGCGGCUCACCGAAAGUGGCUUCUCCCAUGCUUGCUAUGUUAGUCAGGACUGCGACAUGGUUAUAUGUAAAUUCAGUAACCAGAAAUGCCCCCACCAAGUCUCCCUCUACAAGCUGACUGGACUGGAAGACGGGAUUGCUCGAAGGGCCAAGGAAUUCUGGGCCACCAUUUUGCAUUCGUCAGGUAGGCGAUUUUCUCUCAGAGGCCGGACAUGUUUCCAGUCUAGGGUGCUGUGAGGCUUGCGAUGCUCAGUGGCAUUUUGGUUU